UUAGAGAGACGAAAGGCGAAGUUUUGUUCUUAGUCCUUGUUUCUGUGUUCUCCAAUUUGGUGCGACAAAAAUAAAUCUUCGUCUUUGCUUUCUCUUCUUAUCUUCUCCUUCCCAAUCCAAUUGCACUCAAACAAGAAGAAGAAGAUGCGGCGCUCUGCUACAAGGAAAACCGGUCAACCCAAUUCAGCUUCCGUUAAUUCUUCCGCCGUCGAUCUCUUUCGUUACGCUUCAAGUCGAGCAAGCUCAAAAGAGUUGGAACGGAUCGAUAGCCUAUUUUACUCAUAUGCCAAUGGCUCUUCUGGUUUGAUCGAUCCAGAAGGAAUUGAAAGUCUUUGUUCAGACAUGGAAGUGAAUCCCACUGAUGUAAGAAUCUUGAUGCUUGCGUGGAAAAUGAAAUCUGAAAAACAAGGAUACUUUACCCUGGAAGAAUGGCGCACAGGCCUCAAGUCCCUGAGGGCAGACACUGUUAGUAAAUUAAAGAAGGCACUACCAGAUCUUGAGAAAGAGGUAAGGAGGCUGUCAAACUUUGUGGACUUCUAUUCUUAUGCAUUUCGGUAUUGUUUAACAGAGGAUAAGCAAAAGAGUAUUGACAUAGAGAGUAUAUGCGAGUUGUUGGAUCUUGUUUUAGGGUCCGAGUUUCAUGCCCAAGUCUAUGCGUUUAUCGAAUACUUGAAGAUACAAAGUGACUAUAAGGUUAUUAACAUGGAUCAAUGGAUGGGCUUCUUUCGAUUCUGCAAUGAGAUAAGUUUUCCCGACCUGAGCAAUUACGACUCAGAACUCGCUUGGCCAUUGAUCCUCGACAAUUUCGUUGAAUGGUUACAAGCAAAACAGAGCUAAAAACCUGAUGUCUUCAUCAUACAAUGUAUUUGAUGUAUACGCCAUAGUUAUUGAAGCUCACCUUCGAUUACACAUUCGCAUAGUAGCAGGAUUUUCACUCAUUAUUCCUUUACUCUCUCAACUUCUUUGAAAUCAAUGGUAAUCCCCAUUAUGUUAAAAUUAUCAUUUCAAACAUUCAUGGAUUAUUCUUCUGCUAAUUUACUACAGUUUCUUCCCACUCUUCAUCAUUACGUUAGCCAUUCAAUUGACUGACUACUUUGCAGACUUUUUGUGUAUCCUUUAAAACAAUUUAAACCAAACCCUUUUGAAUGAACGAAAGCAAAAGGCUUUAUCACA
Molecule: messenger RNA, 1173 nt
Organism: Cucurbita maxima (winter squash)
Lineage: Eukaryota; Viridiplantae; Streptophyta; Magnoliopsida; Cucurbitales; Cucurbitaceae
Product: DCN1-like protein 4
Exons: 10
Coding region: 145-837 (230 amino acids)
Biological process (GO): protein neddylation; positive regulation of ubiquitin-protein transferase activity
Cellular component (GO): ubiquitin ligase complex
Molecular function (GO): cullin family protein binding; ubiquitin conjugating enzyme binding; ubiquitin-like protein binding
Source: RefSeq, a predicted model, not a curated record